AUGAAGGGUCCUCGAUCUCGUCCUGCCGACUCGCAGGCCGUGUCUUCAGACACCAAGGAUCAAAGAUCGGACGUAGAGGCGUCUACUUCGUUGGCACCACCUCCACGCCCUGCUGCGACUGCUGCUAGCGAUACUCCCGACUACUUCAAUUCCGUUCAUAAUCCUUUCUCGCUCGAGCCCAACCCUUUCGAGCAGUCCUUCGGCACUGGCAACUCGGGCGAAACCCCCGGAAAGUCGCUGCUGCCUCCCGUCGCGGCCCUCACCUCUCCUGCCCUGCCUGGCGCAUCCGCCAGCGGUGGCUACAACUGGUCCAACUCCCUGCGCUCAGGGCCCCUUAGCCCGGCAAUGCUCCCUGGCCCAACCGGUUCUAAUGACUACUUUGACAGUAUUGGAAGAGGCUUCCCGACUCCUAACGAGUCAUCGCUCCGGACAGGCUUGACCCCCGGCGGUGGUGGCUCCAUGUUCCCCGCCCCAAGCCCUAACUCCCAGGCUUUGCUGCAACAACUUCAAAGCGGCGGGGCCACUCCGUCCACCAUCGAAUUCCACCGCACCGCGCUGGCCGCCAAGAAGAAUACCGGGAGCGGUCCCACCUCCAAUGCGAACGAUCCAGAACCAACCUCCAACCCGACCAUGGACCAGAAACCUCAACCCACCGCCACGGACUUUACCCAACACGAUGCGGCCGAUGCGGCUAACGGCCUUUUCAUGCUUGCCAAGGGUGGUCAGGCGAACAACAUGCAAAUGAACCAAGGCCCCAUGAUGCAAAACGAGACGCGUUCGGCCGCCCGACGCGUGUCGCAAAAUAACGGUCCCAGUGCUCGCGAGAUGAGUGGCGACGUAUCGGACCAGGAGCUUUCCAAGCCCACUGCCAAGGGUAAGGGCAAGAAAAAUGCCCCCAAGGCAAACGCCGCCAACAAUCGUCGUAAGGCGGAUGAGGCUGCUGCCAAGGGCCCCAACAAGAAGGCGAAGAUGACCGAGUCACCCUCGGACGAUUCGGAGGAUGAGGAGAUGAAGAACUCCAACAUGGACCCGAAGAAGAUGACCGACGAGGAGAAGCGGCGAAACUUCCUGGAACGGAACCGUGUCGCGGCCCUCAAGUGUCGUCAAAGGAAGAAGCAGUGGCUCGCCAAUCUCCAAGCCAAGGUUGAGCUCUUUACGACAGAGAACGAUGCUCUUACCGCCACGGUGACCCAGCUUCGCGAGGAGAUCGUGAACCUCAAGACUCUCCUGCUGGCCCACAAAGACUGCCCCGUCUCUCAAGCCCAAGGUUUGGGCCCUCUGAUGAUGAACGGGAUGUCGACUGGAUUUGACCCGCACGCCUACGGUAUGCCCGCCCAAAUGGGUAUGCCACCGGGUCCACCGAUCCCAGCCCAGGGUAUGCGCCGAGCAUGA
Molecule: messenger RNA, 1392 nt
Organism: Penicillium cataractarum
Lineage: Eukaryota; Fungi; Ascomycota; Eurotiomycetes; Eurotiales; Aspergillaceae
Gene: atfA
Product: bZIP transcription factor atfA
Exons: 3
Coding region: 1-1392 (463 amino acids)
Biological process (GO): regulation of transcription by RNA polymerase II
Molecular function (GO): RNA polymerase II cis-regulatory region sequence-specific DNA binding; DNA-binding transcription factor activity, RNA polymerase II-specific
Source: RefSeq, a predicted model, not a curated record